AAGUGAGCGAUAGGAUUAGGAGCCUCCCUCCAAACAGAAAGAAAAAAAUAAAAAAAACUGGUCGAGAGAGAGAGAUGUCUAGUGGUGUUCUUUGGGGGGUUUGUCCCAAAGAGACCACCACCACCACCACCCUUUUGCUGAGCAGGCUUGUGAACAGAAAUGGAGUUCCAAUAAGGAGAUCCAAAACGUGCUCUUUUUCUUCUUCUUCUUCUUCUAAAGCGUUGGCGUUCUCGGGCACGGUGGCAACCCCAGCGAGAUCUUCCGAAGAGAAGGUCUACCAAGUGGUGCUCAAACAAGCCGCUCUCGUCAGAGAACAAAGUAUUAGUAACAAUAAUGGUAAUAUUACACACAACAAAGACAAAGCUUUGCACUUUAAUCCAACCGUUGAAACGACUACUGAUGAAAGCACCAAUUGGGAUCUCUUAAAAGACGCUUUUAAUCGCUGUGGCGAAGUCUGUGCCGAGUACGCUAAGACAUUUUAUCUGGGCACAUUAAUCAUGACACCAGAACGGAGAAAAGCUGUUUGGGCAAUUUAUGUGUGGUGCAGAAGGACAGAUGAGCUAGUGGAUGGACCUAAUGCUUCACAUAUCACACCCAAGGCUCUUGACAGAUGGGAACAACGGUUGAGUGAUCUUUUUGAAGGUCGCCCGUUCGAUAUGUAUGAUGCCGCUCUAUCUCACGCCGUCUCAAAUUAUCCCGUUGAUAUACAGCCCUUUAGGGACAUGAUAGAAGGAAUGAGGCUAGACUUGAGAAAGUCAAGGUACAGGAACUUUGAUGAGCUAUACCUUUACUGCUACUAUGUUGCUGGGACUGUUGGACUUAUGAGUGUUCCUGUAAUGGGGAUAUCCCCGGAAUCAAAAGCUUCAACAGAGAGUGUUUACAAUGCUGCAUUGGCACUUGGGAUUGCAAAUCAGCUCACUAACAUACUCAGAGACGUCGGGGAAGACGCUAGGAGAGGAAGGGUAUAUCUCCCACAAGAUGAACUUGCACGCGCCGGCCUAUCGGAUGAAGACAUCUUCCGUGGGAAAGUAACGGACAAGUGGCGGAGUUUUAUGAAGGGCCAAAUAAAGAGAGCUAGAAUGUUCUUUGAUGAGGCUGAGAAGGGCGUUUCAGGGCUCAACUCGGCAAGUCGAUGGCCAGUGUGGGCAUCUUUAUUACUAUAUAGACAAAUAUUGGACUCUAUUGAAGCCAAUGACUAUGACAACUUCACGCAGCGCGCUUAUGUAGGAAAAGCAAGGAAAUUCCUAUCCCUUCCCGUGGCCUAUGCCAGAGCAAUUAUGGGAUCCUCACAAACUGCUUAGUUGGUCACACAAUUAGAGUCAAAUUUGAUAUCUUCAUGGAGUUUUUUGAAUUUGUCCCAAAUUGUGAAUUUUUGCUGACAAAUAUUGAAAUUAAAUGUUCAUAGUAAAUUUCUGCUGAAA
Messenger RNA from Morus notabilis, 1421 nucleotides. Its product is annotated as phytoene synthase 2, chloroplastic. Gene Ontology annotation, biological process: carotenoid biosynthetic process. The transcript is spliced from 5 exons. The record is from RefSeq and is a predicted model, not a curated record. Lineage: Eukaryota; Viridiplantae; Streptophyta; Magnoliopsida; Rosales; Moraceae. The coding region runs from base 75 to 1301 and encodes 408 amino acids. Gene Ontology annotation, molecular function: geranylgeranyl diphosphate synthase activity.